Penicillium oxalicum is the source of this 1587-nucleotide messenger RNA. RefSeq names its product putative MFS quinate transporter. Gene Ontology annotation, biological process: carbohydrate transport; transmembrane transport. The record is from RefSeq and is a predicted model, not a curated record. Gene Ontology annotation, cellular component: membrane. Bases 1 to 1587 code for a protein of 528 amino acids. The transcript has 6 exons. NCBI's taxonomy places the organism in Eukaryota, Fungi, Ascomycota, Eurotiomycetes, Eurotiales, Aspergillaceae. Gene Ontology annotation, molecular function: carbohydrate:proton symporter activity.
AUGGCAGGUGGGGCCAAGAAACCAGUCAACAUUUUCCGGUUGAAGAACCUGGGGGAGCCAAAAGAAGUCUUCAACUGGCGACUAUGGUUCGCCGUUCUGUCUUUCGGUCUGAUGGGUGCCGCUCGGGGUAUUGACGAGGGUCUCAUCUCCGGCGCCUUCAACUCGAAGGACUUUCAACGCUACAUCAACUAUAGCUCCUACUCCAAGGUCGAGCAAACCAACAUCAAGGCCAAUGUCUCGGCCAUGGUUCAAAUCGGAUCCGUCGGCGGUGCUCUCUUUGCUUUCCUAGUUUGUGAUCGCAUCGGUCGUAUUUGGGCAACGCGCCAAUUGUGCAUCAUCUGGUUGAUCGGCAUCGCCAUCUUCAUGGCCAAUAACGGCCAUCUCGGUGCGGUCUAUGCCGGUCGUUUUAUUGCUGGUCUUGGUGUGGGACAAACAGUGGUUGUGGCUGCCUUUGCUCCCGCGGCUAUUCGAGGUCUUUGCACUUGUGUCUUCACCGGCUUUGUGUAUCUCGGCAUCGUUCUUGCCUAUUUCACCAAUUAUGGUUGCCAAGUCAACAUGGGCGACCACACCCACAAGCGAUGGGAGGUUCCAACCAGUCUACACAUCAUCUUCGCCGGCUUAAUUUUCUUGCUCUCCUUCUUGCAAUGUGAAUCGCCUCGUUACCUGAUCAAGAGAGGCAAGGUCGAGCAGGCCAUUGCAAACCUCUCACGCCUCCGCAAUCUGUCACCGGAUCACGAGUACCUGGUUCGCGAGAUCACUGCGAUUCAAACCGCCCAUGAGAUUGAGAUGGAAGCCACCCGUGGCACUGGCCCAUUGGGAAUGAUCAAGGAGACUCUGCUCAUCCCCUCCAACCUUUACCGCGUCUACCUGGCUCUCAUGGCUCAGAUUCUCUCCCAGUGGUCGGGUGCGGGUUCCAUCACCCUCUACGCCCCUGACCUCUUCAAGCUGCUGGGUGUCCGCUGGCAGCAACGAGACUCUGCUAGUGACAGCCGUCUUUGGUAUCAUCAAACUGGUGGCAGCCAUUGCAUGUGCUCUGUUCCUGGUCGAUGUCAUCGGUCUUCCCGAGAUGGGUGUGGUGAAGGAUUUCAAGCUGCCCCCAGUAAGAAGGGUGCCAGUGAGGGUGCCAUUGCCAUGAUCUACGUGUCUGGCUUCGGGUGGGCACUGGGCUGGAACUCCAUGCAGUACCUACUGACGGCCGAGCUGUUCCCGUUGCGGAUCCGUGCGCUGUGCACCUCCUUGGCCAUGACCCUGCACUUUGCCAACCAGUAUGGCAACUCGCGCGCCGUGCCCAACAUGCUGCUUCCCGUCGCCGAGGGCGGGAUCAGCCCCAAGGGCACUUUCUGGUGCUUCGCCGCCAUCACCAUCAUCGGUGGUAUCUGGGUGUGGUUCAGUAUCCCCGAGACCGCGGGUCGGUCCCUCGAGAGUAUGGACCGUCUCUUCGAGCUACCCUGGUACAAGAUCGGUCGAUACGGCAACCAGGAUGCCGAUGAGCGAGACCAGGUGAUUGACGAGAAGAUGGAAGCGAUGACCGGCCAGCAGGGCACUGUACAGCACGUGGAGCGGAAUGACGUCUCGACCAAGGUCUGA